UUUUUGAGAUAUUAAGUUUUAGAUUAAACCAAUUGAAGUGACCAGUCCAAAGGUUAAUUGCUAUAAGAACACAAUAAUAAAUAUACUCAGUGAUAAUGUGAGUUGGAGUUUCAACUGCUGUACCAAAGUAAAAAAAAAAAAAAAGUCUCAAUGGCCCCCUGGCUACCUCACAGACCCUCAUGGGUCCAUGGACCCCACACUGAGAGCAACUGUUCCAUACCAUGUGCACUAAACUCCAUGGUCAUACUGUUAACUUAAACAGAUUACAUGUGAGGGUGGCAGCCAAAUUUAACAACUUUUAACACACAUGCGUGUACUGCGCAGUGUAAAUGGCUUAUUCAGUUCAGUAGUCCUUGUACACCCCUCCAUCCAUCCAUUCUCUGUACCACUUAUCCUUCAACCUGGAGCCUAUCCCGGAGACUCAGGGCACAAGGCAGGGGACACCCUGGACAGGAUGCCAACCCACCACAGGGCACAAUCCCACACACACUACAGACAAUUUGGAAAUCAGCCUGCCACUGGGGGAGGAAAACCCUGAAGCACAGGGAGAACAUGCUAACUCCACGCACACAGGGUGGAGGCAGGAGUUGAACCCCCAACCCCAGAGGGGUGAGAGUAAGUGGUAAUGGACAGUACAGACGAAGUAGAUGAGGACGACCAGCUUCUUAAUUAUGCCAUCCAGCUGAGUAUUGAAGAGUCUUGGCGCAAUGAUUUUCCAGCAAGUGUGGAAAAUCAAAAGAUUUUUGAUGCGAUCAAAAGGGGUGACCUGUAUACACUGCAGGAGAUGUCAGACUACCCGGCUGCAUUUACUGAGGUGGAUGCUAAGGGCUGGUACCCGCUCCACAGGGCAUCAGUACAACAGUCAGUACAAGUGCUGGAGAGAGUGAUAUAUGCAUCUUACAGGCUGACCCUUGAGGAGGAAACAGCAGACAGAGAGACCCCUUUGACUCUGGCUACUCAAGCAGGAUUGGUAGAGAUUGUUUGCACUUUGCUGGAUCAUGGAGCUUCUCCUCAUAGAACCAAUGGCAGGAAUGAGUCUCCUUUAUUACUGGCUGUAAGAACAGAUUCUUAUGAUAUAGCUUUAGCACUUAUAAAACGAGGUGCACUGGUGAACCAGGUCUGUCUGAAGAAGUGGACAGCUAUGCAUGAGGCUGCUAAAGUGGGCUGCAUUGAUAUCCUGAAGCUUUUACUGCAGCACGGAGGCCAGAUCUCAGACACAGAUCAGCACGGGGUAACCCCAAUGGGCAUCGCUGCAGAAUACGCCCAGGCAGAAGUUCUAGAUAUCCUUAUUCACAAUGGUGGUGAUGUAAAUGCUCAGGCACCGAAUGGAGACAGUGUUCUAUAUGAUGCUGCUGGUUCUGGUAAUCCUGACUGUAUCGACCUUCUCCUCCAAAACGGGGCCAAUCCCAACAUCGCCAGCCUCUCUGCACAGCUCCCUAUUCAUCGAGCUGCUUACGAAGGGCACUACCUCGCGUUGAGGAUGUUAAUCCCUGUUACUACAAGAAGAGCUCUGCGGCUCGCGGGCCAGAGUCCAGUUCACUCAGCGGCAGAUGGCGGCCAUGCACAGUGCCUCGAGCUUCUCCUGGAGAAAGGCUUUGACGUCAAUUCCCUCCUAGACCAGCAUAUAUCUGAGAAUUAUGGCGAUAUGAGGAAGAGCGCCGUGUACUUUUGUGUCUCCAAUGGAGAUGUGACUUGUACUCAGUUGUUGCUCAGAGCUGGUGCUAAACCUGACCUGGAUCCUCUGAGCUGUCUCCUGGUGGCAGUGAGAGCUGGAAGAUAUGAGAUAGUCAAGCUGCUUCUGGCCAGUGGAGCUAAUGUGAACUACUAUUUCACAGUGGUCAAUGAUACUCUGUUCCCCACUGCUUUACAAUAUUGCCUCAGGGAUGAGAUGAUGAUGCGAAUGCUACUUAACAGCGGCUAUGAUGCAGACAAAUGCUUCGUCUGUCGUCAUGACUCAGCAUGGACUGACCAGACUCAUCACUCAGACCAUUCGGGCAAAAAGAUCCCUUUUUGUGACUUCGUCAGUGUCUCGUGGCUGGUGCAGUAUGCAGGAAGAGCUGUGCGGGUUCUUCUGGACUACGUCGGCUAUGUCCCAAUCUGUUCAAAACUGAAAAUGGUUCUGGAGAAGCAUAAAGAAUGGCCAGAAAUUUGUGACAUUUUAGGAAACCCCCGGUCACUAAAGCACAUGUGCAGGCUGUUGAUCAGGAGAAAGAUGACUCCAAGGAAACUGGGAGACCCAGGCAUUAUCAACUCUGCUCCAUUCCCACCUUUACUUAAGAACUACUUGAUGUAUAGGGAGUAUGACCUGUAUGGCAGCUUAUGUGCAGAUGAAUGAUCAUAUUCUCUCAAGGAACAAAAAUAGCAACUAGUACAAAUACUGUAAAGAUAAUCUAAGGAAGGAAGUUUACCUUCCAAGCACACAAUACCUACCUGUUAAAAAAGAGAGAGAUAUAUUAGUUUGGUAAGUGAUAGUUAAAAUGAUAAACUGUCCUUUCAUGGAAGUCAUUUUGCAGCCAGUGGAGUUUCUCUGGAUACUGUUUUAGGUCAAAGACCAUGAAGGGAAAUAUAAUUUCACAAAUAGUCUUUAAAAAGCAGCUUUCUGGUGCUAUGAUGAAUGACCACUUUGUUUCAUGUGCAUUUGAAAGUUCGCUCUUUGUUCUGACGUGUACUGUAUUUAAUCUUUUCACAUACCACUGUCCCCUAUUUUUUUGUGUUGGUUCCAAUUGAACAGUAAGGAUGUUUAUUUCAAUACAGUUGUAUAAGUGCACAUGACAUUUGACAAUAAAGUCCUACUCAGUCCCGA
Messenger RNA from Pangasianodon hypophthalmus (striped catfish), 2803 nucleotides. It is a transcript of the gene asb15a, whose product is annotated as ankyrin repeat and SOCS box containing 15a. Lineage: Eukaryota; Metazoa; Chordata; Actinopteri; Siluriformes; Pangasiidae. Gene Ontology annotation, molecular function: protein binding. The transcript is spliced from 10 exons. The record is from RefSeq and is a predicted model, not a curated record. The coding region runs from base 626 to 2335 and encodes 569 amino acids. Gene Ontology annotation, cellular component: cytoplasm; nucleus. Gene Ontology annotation, biological process: intracellular signal transduction.